Messenger RNA from Chelmon rostratus (copperband butterflyfish), 1310 nucleotides. RefSeq names its product leucine-rich repeat-containing protein 27-like. Lineage: Eukaryota; Metazoa; Chordata; Actinopteri; Chaetodontiformes; Chaetodontidae. The coding region runs from base 1 to 1302 and encodes 433 amino acids. Gene Ontology annotation, molecular function: protein binding. The record is from RefSeq and is a predicted model, not a curated record. The transcript is spliced from 10 exons.
AUGUGUUCCCCGGAGAAGGGGGAGGGGGUCUCCGACCUGCAGAUGAGCUUUGUCUUCGGGAACAGUUUUGUCACACCGCAGCCCCCCCACAUUCCGCCUGAGGAUGCUGAGCCACAGGAGCCCCAUGAACAUUAUUCAACAGAGACAUUGUGUCUGAGCAGAACUGAGUUGACACAUGUUGCAGAAAGUGUUUUGAAAAAUGUCGCUAUAAAGUAUUUAUAUCUUGAAGGCAACCAGAUAUCCUGUGUCCCAGAUUCAUUGUUCUUCAGCUUACCCAACCUGCUGUGGCUAGACCUCAGAAAUAACCAAAUUACAUCACUCCCUGCCGCAAUUGGCUCGCACAGGUCUUUGAAAACAUUACUUUUGGAAGGAAAUCCCAUCUCAGAACUUCCAGCAGAGUUGGGAAAUGUGAUUACCCUCAAAGGCCUGAACCUGAGGAACUGCCCCAUCAGUUUCCCUCCACAAGACAUUGUGAACCAGGGGCUCCAGAGCAUCCUCCAGUACCUCAGGAGUGCUAUGGCUAAUCGGCCAGUUAGCACAAGGAAGUCCUCCCCAGAGUUGCCAGAAGUGGAGAAGCUCCAGCUGUCAGAGCUGAUGGGGUCCAGUAUGGAGGAGCACGAUGAGUCGGUGGAUGAGGACGAGCUGCAGAGAUUCAGGGAACUCAAAGACAAGAUGAUCCUGCUGGACGAAGCUGAGCUGGGCUCAGUAGCACAGUGCAAUAGAAACAUGAAGUCACGUCUUCUUCCUAUUUCCACAAGAAAAAAGGCAACUACCAAGGGUGGCAUAAUUCCCGAGCCCUCCCCGUUUGACACGCAGCAUUGGAAGAGGCCAGAAGAAAGGAGAAAGCCUGCAAUGAAAGAACUGAAAGAGAAACAAGCUCUUGUUGAGCAGAGAAGAAAAAGCCAAAAGGCUCCUCAGAAGUGGCGUACACAAGCCAAGAUCACACAGGGGAAGAAAAUCUCUGAGCACAAGCACAAGGAGCAUGAAAUACAAAGAAAAGGAGAGGAAGCAGAAACAGACUCCAAACCUAGCAUGCAGGACAGCAGUGGUAGCCCUCGGAGUCAGAUGCCCAGCAUGUCCGUCACAGAGUGUGAGGAGGCCAGAUCAGCCCGUGCGCUGGAGCAACAGGGCACGACCACUGAACAGAUGGCAGCGGCAGAGCGAGAUGUGGAAGAGAUGAGGAAGUUACAGGCUCGGCUUCCGGAGAGGAAGAGAAAUUUGGGAAGAAAUCCUGAAAAUUGUUUUACUGUCUUCACAGGAGACACCUUUCAGAGUUUUUUGACAUCUGACAAGACAGUAUAAUGCAUGCC